UUUAUUUUGGCAUCCUAAAACCGGAAAUGCUUUAACGGAAAUGGCGGGAGCGAGAGGCUGAGUCUCAAAUCGUUCUUAUUGAUCUUAUAGUGCACUAACUAGGGCGCAGUGUCCAUUCUAAUUUUUACUCUACAUAGUGCACUUGAGGAGUGUGUAGAUAGUGAUUUAGGAUUGUUGUUUUUGCCUCUGAACCCUGUGCUCCGUUUCUGCUGUCACACACUUCAUUCAAUCCAUCGGGAUUAAUCACAUCGCGGGGUUUAGAGCAGUGUGUGUGAGUGUGUGAGAGAGGAAACCUACUGCACAGUGCACGAUGAAGCUGCGGUGGAGUUGGGUGUGUCUCCUGCUCGUGUCCUUGGUUGUGAUGUCGUGGGCUCAGGAGGAGGAGGAGGUGGAGGAGGAUGAAGAGGCACAGGUGGAGGAUGGAGAGGUGGACUCCGAGGCAGACAGCAGUGAAGUAACAGCUGAUGCUAACAUCUCUUUCCAGGUCACAUAUAAGACCCCUGUACCUACUGGUGAGGUUUUCUUCUCUGAGACGUUCGAUGAUGGAUCUUUCAGCAGAUGGGUAACGUCGAAAACAAUGAAAGAGGAUGCAGACGAGGAUAUCGCUAAGUACGAUGGUAAGUGGGAGGUGGAGGCUCUAAAGGAGAACAAAGUGCCUGGAGAUCUGGGUUUGGUGCUGAAGUCUCGCGCAAAGCAUCACGCCAUCGCAGCUCCUCUUAACAAACCAUUCAUCUUCAAGAACAAACCACUCGUGGUGCAGUAUGAAGUAAAUUUUCAGGAUGGCAUUGACUGCGGUGGAGCCUACAUUAAACUCCUGUCCGACUCCCCCAACCUGGACUUGGAGCAGUUUCAUGACCGCACACCGUACACCAUCAUGUUCGGACCAGAUAAGUGUGGAGAAGACUACAAACUGCACUUCAUCUUCAGGCAUAAAAACCCCCUGAAUGGAGAAUUUGAGGAGAAACACACCAAGAGACCUGACACAGACCUCAGAAAAGUGUAUUCUGACAAGAAAACUCACCUUUACACACUGGUUCUGUCUCCAGAUAGUACCUACGAGAUAUUUAUCGACCAGUCCAGCGUUAGCAGAGGGAGCCUGCUGAGUGACGUGGUUCCUCCUGUGAAUCCACCUAAAGAGAUCGAUGAUCCCAACGACUCGAAACCAAGUGACUGGGACGAGAGAGCGAAGAUCCCUGACCCAGAAUCAGUCAAGCCUGAUGACUGGGAUGAGGAUGCCCCUGCUACAGUUCCUGAUCCUGAUGCUGUGAAACCCGAGGGCUGGCUGGAUGAUGAGCCUGAGUUUGUCCCAGACUCUACAGCUGAGAAACCUGAAGACUGGGAUGAGGAGAUGGACGGUGAGUGGGAGGCUCCUCAGGUUCCUAACCCCGCGUGUGAAACUGCCCCGGGCUGUGGCGAGUGGAAGCCUCCUACAAUCAAUAACCCCAAGUACAAGGGGAAAUGGAAGGCACAACUCAUAGACAACCCCAACUACCAGGGUGUGUGGCGCGCACGGAGGAUCCCGAAUCCGGACUACUUUGAAGACCUGGAGCCGUUUAAGAUGAGCUCGUUCCGUGCCGUGGGCCUGGAGCUCUGGUCCAUGACCUCUGACAUCUACUUCGAUAACUUCAUCAUCACUGAGGAUAAAGAGGUGGCGGACCGCUGGGCCGCAGACAGCUGGGGGCUCAAAAAACUGGUGGCUAGUGCUAAUGAGCCCGGAGUGUUCAGUCAGUUGGCGCUGGCGGCGGAGGAGAGGCCGUGGUUGUGGAUCGUGUACGUCCUUACCGUCGGACUGCCUGUCGGUCUCGCUGUUCUCUUCUGCUGGCCUAAGAAGUCUGAGGAUGAUUACGCCUAUAAAAAAGUCGAUCCUCCCAAAAGAGAAGAGGUAGAAGAGGAGGAGGAGGAAGAGGGAGAAGAGGAAGAGGAGGAGAAGGAGAAUCAGGAGGACGCAGAUGGAGCUGCUGAACCAACUGGAGGCAGAAAUGAGGAGGAAGAUGAAGAAGAUGAAGGAGAAGCGCUGGAGGAGGGGGAGGAGGAGGAGGAAACUAGCAAAUCAAAUGACAUGCCUUCAGAUGACGAGAUGAAGGACGCUGACGAGGAGCUCGAGGGCGCCGGAGACGGACAGAAACAGGCUGUGAGAAAAAGACGAGUACGGAAGGACUAGAGGGCUGUUUCUUAUCCUUUCUCCUUCUUCCUUUUUCUCUUUCUCCUGUUCUCGCCCUCUCUGCCUCUCUAAAUGCUGCAUGCUCCAGGCUUCGUGACGACCGCAGGCUUCUCGCCUCCACCGGAGAUCCUUCUGCUCCAGCCCGUUAUCUUAGUCUUCCUCUUCACCGGUAGUUUCAUGGGUUACGCUUUCAGUUUAGCCGUACCGAUAA
Messenger RNA from Clarias gariepinus (North African catfish), 2372 nucleotides. It is a transcript of the gene clgn, whose product is annotated as calmegin. Gene Ontology annotation, molecular function: calcium ion binding. NCBI's taxonomy places the organism in Eukaryota, Metazoa, Chordata, Actinopteri, Siluriformes, Clariidae. Gene Ontology annotation, cellular component: endoplasmic reticulum; endoplasmic reticulum membrane. Bases 311 to 2161 code for a protein of 616 amino acids. The transcript is spliced from 15 exons. Gene Ontology annotation, biological process: protein folding. The record is from RefSeq and is a predicted model, not a curated record.